Molecule: messenger RNA, 372 nt
Organism: Didymodactylos carnosus
Lineage: Eukaryota; Metazoa; Rotifera; Eurotatoria; Philodinida; Philodinidae
Source: the annotation of a GenBank genome assembly
AUGCGGUAUCCAUGUAUUAGCUUUCCAUUAUGUUUAAAAACAUUUGAUAAUGGAUAUGUUCUUCGUGCUCAUCUACUCGGAUGUGAACAUGCACAAGAAAAAUUACAAAAAGAAGCUGAUGUUCAGUUAGUAGAAUAUUCAAUUAAAUAUAAUUACGAUGUUACUGGUAUUAAAACGAACAAAUAUUAUCCGACAUAUGCAACUUUAGAUCAUUCAAAUAAAUUUUAUAUUAAAGAUAAAUAUCAAUUGUCACCUGUUACUGAUAGUCAAAUAACGCAUAAAACACAACGAAUACGGAAAGCGCCAGAUCCAGCACUAUGUCAUACGCAGACAAAGUCAAUAUCAAUGGAUUUUAGUGGCUAUUAUACGUAA